Molecule: messenger RNA, 3609 nt
Organism: Erigeron canadensis
Lineage: Eukaryota; Viridiplantae; Streptophyta; Magnoliopsida; Asterales; Asteraceae
Product: FT-interacting protein 7-like
Exons: 2
Coding region: 267-3305 (1012 amino acids)
Source: RefSeq, a predicted model, not a curated record
AUUUCCCUUCUUUCAUCUCACAAAAUAUAUUCAUUUUCUUCUUCCUUUCCUUUCUUUUUCAUAAUUCUUUUUUAUAUAUAACCCAGAAAAUGAAUUGCAUCAAUUGUUGAUCUUCAUCUACUUUAGAUCGUUGACUUGAAAUAAAACAUUUGAAGCAUAUAAUAAUAGCAGCUGUGAUAUCACACAAAGUAAAUCAGCAAAAGGUGUAGAAUUAAGGCCCUUAUUAAUUAAGUGUUUAUCAAAAGUCUUUAGAAAUACUCAGAGAAAUGAGCAACUUGAAGCUAGGAGUAGAGGUUGCAAGUGCCCAUGAUCUUUUGGCGAAAGACGGUCAGGGUUCAGCUAGCCCGUACGUCGAGCUUCAUUUUGAUCAUCAAAAGUUCCGAACCACUGCCAAAGAAAGGGAUCUUAACCCUUAUUGGAAUGAAACAUUUUAUUUCACUAUUUCUGACCCGAGAAACUUGGCUAACCUUACACUUGAUGCAUAUGUAUACAACGAUACUAAAGGAAACAUCUCAAAAUCCUUCAUGGGUAAGGUUCAUAUUAAUGGGACGUCGUUUGUGCCUUAUUCGGAUGCUGUUGUUUUCCAUUACCCUUUAGAGAAAAGAAGCAUCUUCUCACGUGUGAAAGGUGAGCUCGGGCUUAAAGUGUUUGUCACUGAUAAUCCUUCGCUUAGGUCCUCGAAUCCACUUCCUCAAAUGGAUAAUUCUUCUCAUGGGAGAAAUGAGAACAAAGAUUCGAGAAGAACAUUUAACCAUUUGCCAAACUCAAACUUUGCUCAACAACCGCAUUAUCCUUCACAGCAACCGCAGUAUCCUCCACAACAACCACACAUGGGUUCUAUGAGCCAGCCACCACAAUCAUAUCCAUACGGAGGCGAUGACAUGAGAAAUCAAUAUCAAAGUCAAAGUCAAAGUCAAGUUCAAAGUCAACCAAAGGUCGUGCGGAUGUACUCUGGAUCUUCAUCACAACCGAUGGAGUAUGCUCUCAAAGAAACAAGCCCGUUUCUUGGAGGUGGACAGGUGAUUGGGGGUCGGGUUGUAAGUGGAUCUAACCGACGGGCCAGCACCUAUGACCUAGUUGAGGCAAUGCAGUUCUUAUUUGUUCGUGUCGUGAGAGCGCAAGACCUCCCGAGCAUGGAUGUCACAGGAAGUCUUGACCCUUAUGUUGAAGUGCGGGUUGGGAACUAUAAAGGAGUCACGCAACACUUUUCAAAAACAUCUAACCCCGAAUGGAACACAGUUUUUGCAUUUUCAAAAGAGAGAAUGCAAGCAACAGUACUGGAUGUUGUGGUUAAAGAUAAAGAUAUGUUGAAAGAUGACUUUGUUGGAAUUGUUCGUGUGAAUCUUCACGAUAUUCCCACAAGGGUCCCACCUGAUAGCCCGUUAGCUCCAGAAUGGUAUCGGCUUGAGGACAAAAACGGUGAAAAAAAGAAAGGUGAACUGAUGCUUGCGGUCUGGAUUGGAACCCAAGCUGAUGAAGCCUUUCCAGACGCGUUUCUUGCAGAUUCAGCAAUGAGCAGUGUUAAUAGCUCUGUUUCGUCUAUAUUCACUCGCUCAAAAGUCUAUCAAUCUCCUAGACUUUGGUAUGUUCGUGUUAAUGUAAUUGAAGUACAAGAUCUUGUUUGGGACGAAAAAUCAAGAUUCCCGGAUGUAUAUGUAAAAGCCCGAAUUAACAACCAGGUGUUAAGAACAAGACCAGUGCAGGCAAGAAAUGCAAAUGCACUAUGGAACGAAGAUAUGAUGUUUGUAGCUGCAGAGCCGUUUGAAGAUAAUCUGAUACUUACUAUCGAGGACCGGUUGGGACCUGGUAAAGAUGAAAUUUUAGGAAAGGUGUUCAUACCAUUGAACUCUGUGGAGAGACGGGCUGAUGAUCGGCUUAUUCAUUCCAGAUGGUUUCAUCUUCAGCACCCUGGUGAUCACGAUCAAGAUGAAAAGAAAAUUAAGAAUAAUCACAAGUUUGCUACUCGGUUACAUCUUCGUGUGUGUCUAGAUGGAGGGUAUCAUGUGCUUGAUGAAUCAACUCAGUAUAGCAGUGAUCUGAGACCAACAGCGAAACAGUUAUGGAGACCCUCUAUCGGGAUACUGGAAUUGGGAAUCUUGAAUGCUAGUGCUCUUCAUCCUAUGAAAACCCGACAUGGUAAAGGAACAUGUGAUGCAUAUUGUGUCGCUAAAUAUGGUCACAAAUGGAUUCGGACAAGGACAGUUAUCGACAGUUUAGUUCCAAGAUUCAACGAACAGUACACUUGGGAAGUAUAUGACCCGUCAACAGUUCUAACCGUCGGUGUUUUUGACAACUCUCAGCUCGAGCAUGAUAGCAAUUCUAGAGAUGUCAGAGUUGGAAAAAUUCGCAUCAGAAUCUCAACCCUUGAAACGGGUCGGGUUUACACACACUCAUACCCGUUGCUAGUCCUUCACCCUACGGGUGUCAAGAAAAUGGGAGAAUUGCAUCUGGCUAUUCGUUUUUCCAGUACUUCCAUGAUGAACAUGAUGUAUAUGUACUCGAAACCCCUUUUGCCAAAAAUGCACUAUGUAAGGCCGUUGACAGUGGUUCAGCUUGAAAUGCUCCGCCACCAAGCCGUUGGGAUAGUUGCAGCUCGGCUUAGUCGAGCAGAACCGCCUCUAAGGAAAGAAAUAGUUGAGUACAUGACUGAUGCUAAUUCGCAUCUAUGGAGCAUGAGGCGAAGUAAAGCUAAUUUCUUCAGGCUAAUGUCGGUCUUCAAUGGGUUCUUUGCCGUGAGUAAAUGGUUUGGGGAAGUUUGUAUGUGGAGAAAUCCGAUCACAACAGUGCUGGUUCACAUUCUCUUUGUCAUGCUUGUUUCAUUCCCCGAACUCAUUCUGCCAACGGUUUUUCUCUAUAUGUUCCUGAUCGGACUCUGGAACUACUGGUUUAGGCCGCAAUAUCCUCCUCAUAUGAAUACUCGAUUAUCAUAUGCUGACGGGGUUCACCCUGAUGAGCUUGAUGAGGAGUUCGACACGUUUCCAACCUCUCGGAGUCCAGACCUCGUCCGGCACCGAUAUGACCGGUUACGAAGCGUUGCGGGCCGAAUCCAAUCUGUGGUUGGUGACAUAGCAAGCCAAGGGGAACGACUACAGGGGCUUCUCAGCUGGCGAGAUCCACGUGCAACACUUAUAUUCAUGAUGUUCUGUCUGGUGGCAGCAUUUGUGUUAUACGCGACACCUUUCCAGGUGCUGGUUACACUGACUGGGUUUUAUGUCAUGAGACAUCCAAGGCUUCGUCAUAGGUUGCCAUCUGCACCGUUGAACUUCUUCCGGAGGCUUCCAGCCCGCACUGACAGCAUGUUGUAAGCUUCCAAGAAUCUGUCCAAAACGUUUCGAUUUGCUUCUGUUUGAAUAUAUAUGUGGUCUUGCUGUCUAUUUUUCCUGGCUUCCAGCUUAUGAAAGUAUUGAAGAACAGUCGAAUUUCAAAAACUUAAAUUUCAGAGUUAACGUCUAUAUGAUUCAAAGUUAUUGGUCUUGUUUGUAACUAGAGAGAUGGUUUUGUAGAUUGUUUGUCAUUUUCAGCGAUCAAGUACUGUAACAUUGAAGCUGUCACUUGACAUGAAAUGCCUUGAAUAAAUAUGCCAAUAUGAAUUGCUGUUUUCCAACAUCA